Clarias gariepinus (North African catfish) is the source of this 2883-nucleotide messenger RNA. It is a transcript of the gene becn1, whose product is annotated as beclin 1, autophagy related. The transcript has 12 exons. The record is from RefSeq and is a predicted model, not a curated record. Bases 369 to 1712 code for a protein of 447 amino acids. Lineage: Eukaryota; Metazoa; Chordata; Actinopteri; Siluriformes; Clariidae. Gene Ontology annotation, cellular component: phosphatidylinositol 3-kinase complex, class III, type II; phosphatidylinositol 3-kinase complex, class III, type I; phagophore assembly site. Gene Ontology annotation, biological process: cellular response to nitrogen starvation; autophagosome assembly; late endosome to vacuole transport.
AAUAUAUUAAAUUUAUUUUAAAAUGAUAUUAUUAUUUACCUAUUUUGUGAUUUAACGAAUAUUAAUUUAAAAAUUAGUUUGUACUAAAUAAUAAACCGAAUUUUGUGAGGAAUUUUAAUUCUUUUUGGAACAAAACACCUCGGCUAGCUCGAGCUUGUGAUCGUGUCUCAUUCGGCGUUUAACUGGUCAUCUAGUGCACUUAAUAGGGCCUAAGGAGUUUAGUUACAUUAUCGCGCGUGUAGUGUACUUAAGAGGGGAUGAGGGAGCGAUUUGUAAUACAGAUUGAGUGCUAAUCGGGAAAACGUAAACAGGAGAUGAUUCUGCAUUAGACUGACUGUGACGAUAUUAGUAAAUUAUGAGAAAGCACCAUGGAGGCCUCCAAGUCGUCCAGCACCACCAUGCAGGUGAGCUUCGUGUGUCAGCGCUGUAACCAGCCUCUUAAACUCGACACCAGCUUCAACGUCCUGGACCGACUCACCAUCCAGGAGCUGAUGGCGCCGCUAGUCACCGUGACGCUGAGCAAGCAGACGGAAAGCGGCGACACUGACACACCUCCCGAGGAGACAUUUGUGGAGAGCAAGCAGGACGGCAUCUCGCGGAAAUACAUCCCUCCUGCCAGGAUGAUGUCUACAGAAAGCGCUAACAGCUUCACGCUAAUCGGCGAGGCCUCGGAUGGCGGGACCAUGGAGAACCUGAGUCGCAGAUUAAAGGUAACGAGCGAUCUGUUUGACAUCAUGUCGGGUCAGAGCGAUGUCGAUCACCCGCUGUGUGAGGAGUGUACAGACACGCUGCUGGAUCAGCUGGACACACAACUCAACAUCACCGAGAACGAGUGUCAGAACUACAAGAAGUGUCUGGAGCUGCUGUCCCAUCUGCAGGAGGAAGACGAGGACACGCUGCUAAAGGAGCUGCAGCAGCUCAAGCAGGAUGAGGAGACACUCAUCCAGGAGCUGGAGGCCAUCGAACAGCAGCGGGAAUCCGUCGUCAUGGAGAUCACAGAGGCACGAGGCCACGCCCAGCAGCUGGACACAGAGGAGCUGCAGUAUCAGAAGGAGUACUGCGAGUUUAAACGGCAGCAGCUGGAGCUGGACGAUGAACUGAAGAGCGUCGAUAAUCAGAUGCGUUACUGCCAGACUCAACUGGACAGACUGAAGAAAACCAACGUCUUUAAUGCCACCUUUCACAUCUGGCACAGCGGGCAGUUCGGGACGAUAAAUAACUUUCGUCUGGGGCGAUUACCCAGCGUUCCCGUGGAAUGGAACGAGAUUAACGCCGCCUGGGGUCAGACGGUGCUCCUGCUACACGCUCUCGCUAACAAGAUGGGCCUGUGUUUCCAGAGAUACCGACUCGUCCCUUACGGAAACCACUCGUACCUGGAGUCCCUCACAGACAAGUCCAAGGAGCUGCCGCUGUACUGCUCAGGAGGACUGCGCUUCUUCUGGGACAACAAGUUUGAUCAUGCCAUGGUGGCGUUUUUAGACUGUGUGCAGCAGUUUAAGGAGGAAGUGGAGAAAGGCGACACGGGAUUCUGCCUCCCGUACAGAAUGGACGUGGACAAGGGGAAGAUCGAGGACACGGGCGGGAACGGAGGAUCGUAUUCUAUUAAAACCCAGUUUAACUCUGAGGAGCAGUGGACCAAAGCACUCAAGUUCAUGCUCACCAACCUGAAAUGGGGCCUGGCGUGGGUCUCGUCCCAAUUCUAUAACCGUUGAGAGAGGGAUCGAGAGAGAGAGAGAGAGAGAGAGAGAGAGAGAAAUCGGGGUUCUCUCUUGGGGAAAUGGCGAGAGCUAGCUCUAACUAGGAGUCUCAAAGUCCAAACUAGUGUUUACUGUUUGUUUACUAAACCUGAUUAAGUGUGACUACUUUAACACGUUUCCCGGAAACAUUUCCUUAAGCACGAUUAAGGAGCGCUUGGGUCGAGGACAGCUAGCCGCACUCGCUCCUCCUCCCCCAAAGCGAGGGCUUAUUGUUAAAAUAUUUCUGUGUUCCCAACCCUACAACUCCCACACCAGCGCCCUCCUCAGGCCUCAACACGAGAUGUAAACCCAUAACAUGACAGAACGUUUCAGGGUUCGAUUGGGUCGCGUCCCGAUUCUACGUCUCUGAUGUGUGUUUAAUAACAGCGUGAAAAGCUUUAAGAGCGUCAGAGACGUAAAAUGGAUGCGAUCUUGGUGUUUCAUCACAAACACACACAUGAUGUCAGUAAAACCUUAGAUGUGCAUGCUAAAGAGUCUUGAGCUUGUUAUAGUUACAGGGUACGAGCUCUUAUUUUAUCAUAUUCUUGCACUUUCAAAUAACUUAAACACAGCGUGUUACACACCUCGGUUAGCACUCGUGUAUUUACUAACCUGAUGUAUUAUCUACUAACUAAAUGUAAAUAUUCUCUUCAGCAUGUUGAAGCUGAUAAUCAGAUUGUUGAUCAUCUUUAUACUUGUACGAUUACACAGAGCUAGUGAGCUCACAGUUAGAAUAAAUGCUUGUGUGUAAAUGUUUCUUUUUUUUUUUUGCCAAUCCAAUUGAAAAAUUCCAAACAGAUUUACAAAUGUAAAAAAGAUUCACGUUUGUAUGCUUAAAAUGAGAAUAUGGUGAAUAAACGAUGAAGAGCGCCUGUACGUGUUGUGUACGGUAAUCCUGCAGUAACGAGACUCAGCCAGGUUUGCACAGCCGUAUUUGAUAAACAAUGCGGACCGAUUCUGUGGUAUGUUUAAGUCAAGGUGAAGAAAUCAAUUUUCUGAUCUGUUUAAUGAAUGUAUUUAAUCAGUUGUGUUGCAGGAGCCCUGCUGGUGUUGGACUGUACUCACUCUGAACCAUGUGUUGUCUCAGACUCUAACAUGGAGGCACUGCUGUUGUGUAGUGAAAUAAAAUAAGACGCUUACACCAAAA